Molecule: messenger RNA, 1400 nt
Organism: Dendrobium catenatum
Lineage: Eukaryota; Viridiplantae; Streptophyta; Magnoliopsida; Asparagales; Orchidaceae
Exons: 2
Coding region: 1-1365 (454 amino acids)
Source: RefSeq, a predicted model, not a curated record
AUGGCUGAAAUUAGUGAGGAUUUCCCUCCUCUCUCUAAAGGCCCUGUGGUCGGACAACAUGCAUCAGCUACUUUGGCUCCUUGGACCGACAACUUCACUGCUCCGGAAACUAGAUCUGAGGUUUUUCCUAUGACCUUUGUUCCUCCUCAACAAAAACUCUCUUUCAAGGCAGAUGAUCUCUCGGAAGGUAUAUCUUUAUGGAACUUAACUCUUGUUGGUUAUUCGAUCGGUCAAAGACCAUACUAUGAGAGACUUCUCGCCUCCAUGAAAAAGUUGUGGAAGUUAAAAGGAUCUAUGUCUCUAAUCUCUCUUGCUGAAGGUUUUUUUCUUCUGAAAUUUAAUAAUCUUGACGACUAUAACAUGAUUUGGUCGGGAGGACCUUGGUUUCUUCUAGGUAAACCAUUUGUUCUUCAACAAUGGUCACCUAAGUUCAAACCUAAGAGAGAUGAAAAUGCCUCUAUUUUGAUCUGGAUCAAGAUUCUGGAUCUACCUCUUGCUCUUUGGACUCCUUCGGGAAUAUCAAAAAUUGCUAGCUAUAUUGGAGUUCCUCUAAUUGUUGAUAAUCUCACUGCUAAACGUACUCGUUUAAGCUUUGCUAGAAUAUGCGUCCAAAUCUCUAAAGACUCCAAACUUCCUGAUGAAAUUCCUAUUGAAAUUGAAGGAGAAGAAUCUGUUUUAAAAGUAAUCUAUGAUUGGAAACCUACUCCGUGUGAAAUUUGCGGAUCUUUGAUACAUCCUUCUCUUGAUUUGGGUAAUAUUCCCAGGCAAAGAGGAAGAAGUACCAGUAGGAAUCAACGAUCCAAAAAUCGUUCAAAUUCCAAUCUUCCUCCGAUUCUUCCCACACCUCCUAAUAUUCCUCUCAAUCCUAUCCCGGAUAAUGUUCCUUUUACUGAAAAUAUUACUCCUGCUGCUAAUGCAGAAGAAACUGCUGAUCAUACAAUGUUUUGUGAUAAAGAUAAUGAGAAUAGAGACACUCAUAUUCCCAAUCUCAAUUUUCCUACUGAAGAGUUAUCGUCAUCUGAACCUAAUACAACGGCUAUGCUCAAAAAUGGAUCUGGUAUAACUCUUGCUAAUAAAUUUAUUAUGCUUGAUGAAGAAAAUACUAGGAUAAAUAAUCAGGAAAUUGAGCUUGAUGAAGAAAAUACUAGGAUAAAUAAUCAGGAAAUUGAGAUUGAAGAGGUCUCUUCAAUAAAUCCUGAAAAGCUCCCGCUGGAAGACAUUUUGUCUCAUAAUAAUUCUCCUCCCAAAGUCUCUCCUGUCACUAAUAAAUCCCUUAAACAACCUCCUUUGCCCCCUCAAAACAAUAAGUCUAACAAAGGAAAAGGUGCCAAAAAGGCAAAAUCAUCCUCUUCAAAAUCAAAAUGAAUACUUCCCCUAUUGCGUGUUGGAAUGUCAGAGGG